AGUGGAGAAGCUGUCAGGUACCGCGAGGUAAAUGAGAGGGCUGAUGUGGUUUGUUGGAGUGGAUUUGUCUUCGCUUGGGACGCGGUAGCGGAUUCCAAGCCGAGUAAAAAUAAAAAAUGGCGACGGUGAGGGGCGCGCGCAAUAGGACAGCGGGUGGAGGAGCGCGGUGCAGGUACAGAUUACAGGAGCGCAAGGAGAGAGAUGACGGGAAGGGAAAAAAAAGUUGGGGGUUGGAGGAGAGAUCUGGUGUGGGAUGGCCCGGGGGUGAGGGGGGCUUGCGCAGCAGGCGUGGAGGAAGAGCUGUCAGUGCUGCCACAGCGGGACUUGAGUUUUGGCGAGGGAGGAAACCGCUUGGGACGUUCCAGUCAAUGGGAAGCUUUCCGGGGCACCUCAUCGGGGUGGGUGAGUGGAUGGUGGGUAAAUUACAACCCCUUACAGUAUUCGUACCGGUUGGCGCUAAGGAAAGGAUCGGAAGUGUGUGGGACAGUGCAGCUUUCCAGAACCAAACUUUUGCACGUUGGCCAGACCCCCCUGGCCAAGAUCGCGAGAUGGACCAAAGGAAGAUAUUUACGGACGCUUUGAGGACUUACCUUUUGACAUGGAACGGAUUAAUCAAGAGUGAUGCGAGGUUGCUAUAUGGAACGGUGCCAUCAUCCGGAUGUAUCCGGCGUCUUCGGAUACUAGGCAUAUGGGGUAAGGUCAAUGGGGAACGGCGCGGUUUAACAAGAAGACCACUUGGUAUAUAAAAGAGCGCGGCAGCGAGGUUUGGCUGAAGCAAUAGGUAACUACCUACCACCAUGGCAAGCUUGCCCACGAUCGUACCUGAGCUUCCCACCCGCGCGGACACAAGCGUCGAUCCAGGGACUCCCUCAGUGCCUCGAUCUUGUUGGGUAGAGGCCUCGCUGGGGACUAUAUAUUGAGAUGAUGCUCGAACUCGCUGCCGUAUCGCGGCAAGUUCGGCCAUCGAUCAACAUUUCGGGAUCGGGAACUCGUCAGGCACUCGGUCGUGUCUCGUGUCUCAGAAAACUGAGGGAGAUCCAGCCUCGAGCCAGCGCGCCAGCCAAGCACCUAAGCUCGAGCCAAACCAAACUUUUUGGAAGGGGUGGGU
Chaetomium fimeti is the source of this 1108-nucleotide messenger RNA. RefSeq lists its product as uncharacterized. The transcript has 2 exons. NCBI's taxonomy places the organism in Eukaryota, Fungi, Ascomycota, Sordariomycetes, Sordariales, Chaetomiaceae. The record is from RefSeq and is a predicted model, not a curated record. The coding region runs from base 117 to 746 and encodes 209 amino acids.